GAGACAAGGGCAGUCAGAGCAGAGCUCUCCUGUGGGAGACAUGAGACCUUAGAGGGGCCAUUGGGGGCAGCUCGCGAGGACCCUUCCUCACUGGCAGGGCUGUGGCAGCCAGUUGCUUCUGGGUCCCUCCUGGGGCUGCUGCCACCAGGGUCAGGAUGCAGUGGCUCUCAGCCAGUGGCCCUUCCUGCUCCUAACACUGUCUCUCGCUGCUCGCUCCUGCAGACGUGAGGAACGAUGAACUGGGCUGGCCUCUACACGGUGCUGAGCGGGGUGAAUCGCCACUCCACAGCCAUUGGGCGCAUCUGGCUUUCUGUCAUCUUCAUCUUCCGGAUAAUGGUGCUAGUGGUGGCAGCUGAGAGCGUCUGGGGGGACGAGAAAUCUGCCUUCACCUGCAACACCCAGCAGCCUGGCUGCAACAGCGUCUGCUAUGACCACUUCUUCCCCAUCUCCCACAUCCGUCUGUGGGCCCUGCAGCUCAUCCUCGUCACGACGCCGGCCCUCCUUGUGGCCAUGCAUGUGGCCUACCAGCAGCACCAGGAGAAGAAGCUGCUGGUGCUGACGGGGCACGCGGACCCCAAGCACAUGGAGGAGGUGAAGAAGCACAAGAUGCGCAUAUCGGGUUCGCUGUGGUGGACCUAUGUCUGCAGUGUGGUCUUCAGGCUGCUCUUCGAGGCCGUGUUCAUGUACAUCUUCUACAUGCUCUACCCAGGCUACCAGAUGGUGCGGCUGGUCAAGUGCGAGGCUUACCCCUGCCCCAACACAGUUGACUGCUUCAUCUCCCGGCCUACCGAGAAGACCAUCUUCACUGUCUUCAUGCUGGUUACCUCUAGCAUCUGCAUAGUCCUCAACAUGGCGGAGCUGGUCUACCUGGUGGUGCGGGCCUGUACCCGCCGAGGCCAGCACAACUCCAAUCCCCCAUCGGGGAAAGGCUCCUUCUAUGGGCACAAGCUCUCUGAGUACAAGCAGAAUGAGAUCAACCAGCUGCUGACGGAGCAGGAUGGCUCCCUCAAGGACAUGCUGCGCCGCAACCCUGGGCUGCAGGAGAAGGGUGACCGCUGCUCUGCCUGCUAGGGUCAGCACCGUGGGGGCCACAGUCCUUGCCCCCACCCCACAGCUGCCCCACGGCCCUGUCCUGACCCUGUCCCAUGGAUAGCAUCGCUCAGGCACUGGUCCAUCCUUCCUGGA
This is a messenger RNA of Pelecanus crispus (Dalmatian pelican), 1185 nucleotides long. NCBI's taxonomy places the organism in Eukaryota, Metazoa, Chordata, Aves, Pelecaniformes, Pelecanidae. The record is from RefSeq and is a predicted model, not a curated record.